Molecule: messenger RNA, 1734 nt
Organism: Colletotrichum navitas
Lineage: Eukaryota; Fungi; Ascomycota; Sordariomycetes; Glomerellales; Glomerellaceae
Product: catalase
Exons: 7
Coding region: 1-1734 (577 amino acids)
Biological process (GO): hydrogen peroxide catabolic process; response to hydrogen peroxide
Cellular component (GO): mitochondrion; cytoplasm; peroxisome
Molecular function (GO): heme binding; catalase activity
Source: RefSeq, a predicted model, not a curated record
AUGAAUAUCAAUACAAACCAGGUCGUUCCCUUUCAGCACCCACUGAGAGCCACUGCCAUGGCCGUUGGCUCUCAGGCUCAGGGAGAACGUCGAGCGCCUCGUAUGAGCCACAUGCAAAGUGCCAAUGAGGGACCUGCGGACAUCAUUUGUACGGUAUCAGGCGCAGUGCCAGGCGGGAAGCGAGAAGACGAUGGAGCGUACUUCACCAAUAACGAAGGAUUACCAUUCCCUGAUCCAGCGCAUAGCAAGACCAUUGGUGGAAUCCCCGUCGCGAGUGAUGUAUUUCUCUUUCAGAAGCAGCAGACUUUCAAUCGAUCCAAGAACCUUGAGCGCAUGGUCCACCCGUGCGGAUCUGGAGCAUUCGGCUACUUCGAGUGCACUAAAAACACAGCCGACUUUAUGUCAUCAGUCGGCGAGAAGACGCCUGUCUUCGUUCGUUUCUCCACCGUCACUCUGGGAUGUGAGUUCCCUGAUGAGGCUCGCAACCCGCGUGGGUUUGCCAUCAAGUUUUACACUAUGGAAGGCAACUCCUGUGUUCUUUUGCGAGACCCUAUUCAAGGUCCGGACGUCAUCCGCUCUCAAUGGCGCAAUCCAAAAAACUUCUUCUUUGACUGGGAUGCUCUGUUUGACUUGCUGGCUAAUACCCCCGAGGCCAAUCAUGCGGGCCUCAUGUUCUUCAGUGAUCACGGCACACCGGUUGGCUGGAGACUUAAUCAUGGAUACGGCUGUUACACCUUCAAGUGGGUGAAUAAGGACGGAAAGUUUGUGUACGUCAAGUACCACUUUCUCGCCAAACAUGGUCAGAAGCAGUUCACUGACCCCGAAGCGGUUCAAAUGUGCGGAGAGGACCCGGACUAUUCAAAGCGAGACCUUUGGGAGGUGACUGAGAAUGGCGAAGAGAUUGAGUGGACUGCGCAUGCGCAGGUCAUGCAGCCUCAAGACGCCGAUCCCGACGUGCUUGGUUUCGAUCCGUUCGACGUCACCAAGGUGUGGCCGAGAGACGAGUUCCCCAUGCAAGAGUUUGGUCGAUUGGUGCUCAACGAGAACCCAGAGAACUUUCAUCGCGAUGUUGAGCAGGCGGCAUUUUCGCCCGGGAGCAUGGUGCCAGGCAUUGAGGGCUCCCCUGACCCGUUGCUCCAGUUUCGAAUGUUCUUCUACCGCGACGCUCAGUACCACGGAAUCGGGGUCAUCUUGCAUCAGAUUCCCGUCAACUGCCCAUUCAUGGCCAAAUCAUACGUCUCUCUUAACUUCGACGGCCGGAUGCGGACGGACGCGAACCACGCUGAUAACAAGCAAUAUGCGCCCAACAGCUUCGCACACAAGUUCCGGCCGGACGUUGCAGAGACGCCUUAUGUCGUGAACGACAAAAUCGUCAGCAGGAAGAGCCACUACUGGCACGAGGGAAAGAAGAACGACUACGAGCGGGCGACCCAGCUUUGGGCCAAGACAAUGACUGAUCAACAGCGGGAGAACACUGCCUCAAACACUGCCAAGUACCUGAAGUUUGUGAGAUAUUCCGAGAUCCAGGAGAAAUAUCUCGCACAGCUGUACAACAUCGCGCCGGACUAUGCUCAAAGUGUCUAUGACUUGUUACCGAAGCCGGCUUUCGUGUUCUAUAAGGUGAAGGAACGUGCCGUAGAUGCUCAUCUAUGGUAUAAGGAGCAGGAUUUCCGAUCGACUGAAGGGUCGAAAUUGGCGAGAAUGCCGCCGUCUUUUCCAGUCUAUGGUACUUAG